This is a messenger RNA of Drosophila bipectinata, 2183 nucleotides long. RefSeq names its product kumgang (gene kmg). Gene Ontology annotation, biological process: positive regulation of transcription by RNA polymerase II. The record is from RefSeq and is a predicted model, not a curated record. NCBI's taxonomy places the organism in Eukaryota, Metazoa, Arthropoda, Insecta, Diptera, Drosophilidae. Gene Ontology annotation, cellular component: nucleus.
UGAUUUCAAAAUGGAGUUCCCCUCGAUGGUGGAACGUUCUGGAGAUCAUCUGGUGAUUCGCAGCCUGGUAAGUGGUACUCCAGUGUACCAAGCCCCGCUAGACAGUGGCGAUGGAUUGCAGCCUCUGAUGGAAGUUGACAUCUUGGAGCGCCAGCUAGAGCAGUUUAAGAUGGGCAGUAUGGUUAUGCCUUCGCUACCGUUGUCGUCAGUGCCUCUGCCCGCAUCCCACACAGUUCUGGGAAAGGAGAGCCCAGACUCCGCCACCCUGACAGAGAGCAACGCCGGUAUCAAUGAGGAAGACUUACCACAGUGCAAAAUUCGGCGUAACUACAGCUGCAACCAGUGUGCGUUCUUCACCCAAAAUCCCCGAAGUCAUCUCUCCCAUUUACGAGAUGUCCACGGUGAGAGAAUUGUAAUAAACGAGUGCAAGCUAUGCUUGUACGCGUCUCGGCAUUUCCAGAAACUAGUGCGCCACAUGAAAAUGGUUCAUGGCUGUUCAGAUGAUGGUGGCACUUCCGGGUCCAGUGGCCAGAUGAAAGGUAAGCGAAAUCUUUCCAGGGAGACGCGCAAGCGGCGAUUAGAGGAGAGCAUUGAAGUACCUACUGCCAGUGCGCCCGGCCUGGAUCCCAAUUUGGUGAAGAUGCUCCAAAAUGGACCUUCUUUGGAGAAACUCAAGGCCGAGCUACAUCACCAAGAACAGUUGCUGCUGAGCAACGUCGAAGCUUAUAAUCGUCAACUGGAAGUACAGAAACUCCAGCAGAUUUUCGAAAGACACGACAACAUCUUCUCAAUGGCGUUCGAAUAUCAGCUAAAGUUGAUGCCGCCCAAGCAACAAGGCGCAACCGGAAAGUCGGAUGGAAAUAGCAGCACCGACUCGGAGGAGGCCCCCCAAAGUCCCACUCCCGAUGUUUUGGAGUUGCCACCAGGUGUAGAGCAAUUUCAGUGUCACAAGUGCUCGUACAGCACCCCCAUCCGAGCUAGAUUUAAGAAGCACGUCAAGUACCACUCCAUGCCAUUGAUAAAGUGCAGCUCCUGUGAUUUCCACACCCCUUAUAAAUGGAAUCUAGACAGGCACACCAAGAACCACGGUGCUCACGGUCACUUCAAAUGCUCGGUUUGCGAUUUUAGCACGGACAUAAAACAGUCGCUCACGAUCCACGAACUUAACCAUCACGUGCCUACGGUGGGCCACCAGAUGGCCGCCAGACGCCGGGCCCCCGAAGAACAAGAAUAUCAAGUAGGAGACCAGCAAACAAUUAUAUCCAAAAAGAUAGAGACGGAAAAAGUCACUCCCUCAGUUGCAACUCUCGAAGCGCCACUGCAAGAGGUGACUGGGCUAAACUGCACCUAUUGCCAGCAACGUGUGGCGAAUUCUAUUGAUCUGUUCAAGCAUCUUCAGACGUGCUCUCUGGCUAUAAAAGGGCCUAGCCAAAAUCUUGCCGCCACUUCGAGCGGUGACAAUGAUAUUACCGAGGACGAUUUACCAAGUGCUUCCAGUGAUCUUAGCUACUGCGGAGUGGAAACAGCUCCAGGAUAUGGAGAAGUUACAGACCAAUUCCUGCCCGAUGACGCCGAUGAUAUGACUCCCUUAAAAAAGGUUUUCAAGUGUCCGCAUUGUACAUUUUGGGCAGCAACUGCCUCCCGUUUCCACGUCCAUAUCGUGGGUCAUUUGAAUAGAAAGCCUUUUGAAUGUUCCCUAUGCGCCUACCGCUCCAACUGGCGCUGGGACAUAACCAAGCACAUUCGCCUAAAGGCUAUCCGCGACAAGUCCCACAACCAGGCGCAGGUUUUAAUGAACGAUGAGACUGGACGGCGAAACUACGCAAAAUACAACCAAUACCUGACUUUAAUGAAGGUGAAUGUUGAUCAGUUUGGCGAUGCCAAAGCCAUGCGUACGGGUGAUAUGAUUGUGGUGCCGCCCGAGAAACUAGAAGAACAAAUUUGUGGACCAACCGAAAAGUUUGAUAAGGAAGCGAUUGCCACCUGCCCUCAGGUAUUUCUAGGUGCCUUAAAGUGCCCCCAGGCAGACCCAGUGGAUUUACUCGAUUGUGAUGAACAUACAAACGAUGCGACUAUGGAGACAGCGCAGCAAAAGCAAACUGAUUUCGAAGAGGCAGGCUCACCAGCUAAUGGCUCACUCAAGAUAAUGGCUGCAAAUGAAGAAUCUCCGCUCGAGUUAUAAA